AAAAACAGCAGCAGAGUAGAUUGCAAAGUGAUUGGGUCAAACUGUCAAGCAACUCCACUGCUUUAAAAAACAAAUCCUUUCUUUAUAAAAUUGUCUGUUUUCUUCAGUUCAUCUUUCCAAACUAAAACCUCUUUCGUCUGUGCGAAGGGUUGCCAUUGCCAUUCCUUCAGCUUUAUUUCAUAGGGUACCUCGAACUGGGGGAAGCUUUGUUAGCUGAUUUUGAUGGUUUGAAGAUAGGAAUGAGGGACAUCUUUAUUUACUUUGAAAUACUUAGCUGAUUUUGUUAUUGCUUGCCUCCUUGACUGAGAAAUUUACGCAGAUUAUGUUUGUCCAAAUUGCAUUUCUUUAGAUGUUUGAGAACUGAUUUUGGACUCCAUUGUGUGCUGCUAAAACCAACUACUUGUUUAAGUCGAAACAAGUUGGAGAGAGAAAUAGAUAGUUUGUUUCUUAUUUUGGUGGGAAGCUCAUAAGGUUUUAUUCAAGAGAAGGAUUUUUGUAGAUUAGUUUUUGGUAUCAUUUAAAUGAGUUCAAUGCACAGUACUGUCCAUUACUGCUGUGUUGCAAGGGGUAAUCGCACCUUGUAUGUGUAUAGUAGGGGAGACCAUGAGAUUGAGAAUUCGGCAGCAUUGUGCUUGGAAAGCACUCCCUCUUACCACAAGUGGUAUUUUGAGACGAUUGCUGAAAAAACCUUUGGGUUUUUGAUAGAAGAUGGUUCUGUUUAUUUUACAAUUGUUGAUGAGGGUCUUGGACACCCGAGUGUACUUCAAUUUCUAGAGCAUGUAAGAGAUGAAUUCAAAAAGGUUGCUAGAAAAGGUUCUAGAGGAGGUUUUUCUGGUAUGAACUCGAUCAAUGUACAAGAACAAUUAGUGCCUGUUAUUUGUAGCUUGAUAACUUCAUUGGAGCAUGUUGUUUGCAAUGAUGGGGCCGGUGAGAGUUCCUCAUCUGAUAAUGUAGGCCUCUCUCCAUCACCUCUUAAUGCAAAUGAACAAAUUGAAGUUGUCAAUUCUACCAAAGCUCCUUUGUUAGGUAAAUCAAAUAAGCAAGAUAAAAGGAAGUCAAAGGAUCAUGUUAUUACAAUAAGAGAUAUUGAGUUAGAAGAGCAUAGAAAUUCUACUGAUAGAGGGGCUAAGCUUGAUUCAGCUACUUUGGAUUCCAAUAAUCAAGGUGGAGUAGGUUCUUCAAUAUCGCUACAAAAGGAUUUGGGUUCAAUGAGGAUUAGAUCAAGCUCUCAAAGCAUUCGAAAGAAGUGGUGGCGCCAAGUAAGGAUUGUUCUAGCUAUUGAUGUGGCUAUAUGUUUGAUUCUAUUUUUAACUUGGCUAUCAAUUUGUGGUGGUUUCGGAUGUACUCAUUGAACUUAAAUUUGAAAAAGAAAAUCACUUUAUGUUAGAAGUACAUGGACCAGUUUCUUUAGAGGGGUUCAAGUGGAUGAAAGCAACACAUCAGAUAUUGUCAGCUAUUUUUAAAUAGUGGAGGUAUGUGCUGGAAAUUAUACCAUGGCAUCACAUAAGUUAUCAAAUCCUUUGUACAGUAUCAUAUCUUCAGUGUAUAUGCACAUGCUUUUGUCAGUUGUCUACUAUUGCUUGUGUUUUUUGUUUUUGUCUAUGCAUUAUGGAUUAUGAGCUGUUAUGUAAUCUAAAAAUCUGUAUUCCAUCCUUGCAGUAUUAUACACUUUUUUGUAUAAAACUUUUAGUUGAAUCAUCGAAUGCAAAUGAAUUUCUCUUUCACAUA
This is a messenger RNA of Populus trichocarpa (black cottonwood), 1728 nucleotides long. RefSeq names its product phytolongin Phyl1.1. Bases 522 to 1352 code for a protein of 276 amino acids. The transcript has 2 exons. Gene Ontology annotation, cellular component: membrane. The record is from RefSeq and is a predicted model, not a curated record. Lineage: Eukaryota; Viridiplantae; Streptophyta; Magnoliopsida; Malpighiales; Salicaceae.